Molecule: messenger RNA, 2776 nt
Organism: Heterocephalus glaber (naked mole-rat)
Lineage: Eukaryota; Metazoa; Chordata; Mammalia; Rodentia; Bathyergidae
Gene: Nrros
Product: negative regulator of reactive oxygen species
Cellular component (GO): voltage-gated potassium channel complex; extracellular matrix
Molecular function (GO): potassium channel activator activity; transmembrane transporter binding; voltage-gated potassium channel activity
Source: RefSeq, a predicted model, not a curated record
CUUGGGGGAGGCUCCUCAGGUCACCAGACCAGGGCCCGAGCUGCCCAACCCUCAACCCCGAGGCGAGCAAGCGCCACCUCCGGUGACCCAGCGCCCCAGUCCGCUAUGCUGAGUCGCAGCGCUCAGCUCCAUGUGACCUGUUUCCGUCCUUCCUUCCGCAAGCGCUAAAAUAGCCGGCGCUAGGCUGCUCUCGAGGAGGAGGAGAAGGAGGUGGCGGCGGCCGAGACGAUGCGCCCCGCGGAGCCGGAGCCGGAGCCGCGCGCGCUCGCGGCCGUAUGGGCCUCUGAGACCAGACAUAAUGGGGAACUGGCUCCUACCCAAUGCAAAGCAGCCUUCCGGGAUGUCCUUGUCUUACUUGCUUCUUCCCUGCCUCUGUCCACAGUGUUGCACUUGAGAUGGAGCUGCUGCCCCUGUGGCUUUGCCUGGGUUUUCACUUCUCGGCCCUGCAAUGGAGGAAUGGAAGUGGCGUGGCCACAGCAGCUUCCCAAUGGGGCUGCAAGUUGGUGGAUGACCUUGCAGACUGUCAAGGGCAGAACCUUGCUUCGGUGCCCACCAGCCUCCUGCCCAACGCCCGGGUGCUCAUCCUGGAUGCCAACCCUCUCAGGACCCUAUGGAAUCACUCCCUCCAGCCUUACCGUCUCUUGGAGAGUCUCAGCCUUCGCAGUUGCCACCUGGAGUGCCUUGGCUGCCACGCCUUCCAGGAGCAAGGCCACCUUCGAAGUCUGGCCCUGGCUGACAACAGCCUCUCGGAGAACUAUAAGGAGACAGCAGCUGCUCUCCACACCCUGCAGAGGUUGCAGAAGCUGGACCUAUCUGGCAACUCCUUGACAGAAGACAUGGCAUCCCUCAUGCUCCAGAACCUCUCCUCCCUGGAGGCUGUGUCCCUGGCCAGGAAUACCCUCAUGAGGCUUGAUGAGUCCAUCUUUGAGGGCCUGGAGAACCUCACGGAACUGGAUUUGCAGAGGAACUACAUCUUUGAGAUAGAAGGCGGCACUUUUGAUGGCUUGACACUUUUGAGGCGCCUAAACUUGGCCUACAACAACCUCCCCUGCAUUGUGGACUUUGGCCUCUCCCAGUUGCGCGUCCUCAACAUCAGCUACAACAGCCUUGAGUGGUUCCUGGCAUCCAGGCAAGAGACCAGUUUUGAGCUGGAGAUGCUGGACCUGUCUCACAACCAGUUGCUGUUUUUCCCUCUCCUGCCCCAGUGCAGCAAAUUACACAGCCUCCUACUGCAGGACAAUAGCAUGGGCUUCUACAAAGACCUGUACAACACCUCCUCACCACAGGACAUGGUGGCCCAGUUCCUCCUAGUGGAUGGCAACGUGACCAAUGUUACUACUGUCGACCUCUGGGAGGAGUUUGCCUCGAGCAAUCUACCAGCUCUUCGCUUCCUGGACAUGAGCCAGAAUCAAUUCCAGUACCUGCCCGAUGGUUUCCUGAAGAAAAUGCCCUCCCUGGCCCGCCUGAACCUCAAUCGGAACUGCCUGGCCACGCUGUACUUCCGGGAGCGAGAGCCCGUGGGCACACUGGCCGAGCUGGACCUAAGCCACAACAUGCUGUCAGAGCUGCGCCUGGCCCCGGGUCUAGCCGGCUGCCUCAGGAGCCUCCGCCUGCUCAACCUGAGCGACAACCAGCUUCUGGGCGUCCCCACGGGCCUCUUUGCAGAUGCCAGUAACCUCACUACCAUUGACUUGAGCCACAAUCAGAUCUCUCUUUGUCCCUGGCCACUUCCGCUUCCCGUUCCUUCCAAGCCUGAGGGCGCCCCUGGCUGUGUGGACUUCCGGAAUAUAGCAUCUCUGAGGAUCCUCUCUCUGGAAGGCUGUGGGCUGAGGGUGUUCCAGGACUGCGCAUUCCAAGGGACACCCCUCACUCAUUUAGAUCUGUCUGGCAACUGGGGGGUCCUGAAUGGAAGUAUGGCCCCUCUCAGGGCCGUUGCCCCCACGUUGCAGGUCCUGUCUCUGAGGAAUGUGGGCCUCAGCCCUGUCUCGACCAAGUUGGACUUCUCGGACUUUGAGCUUCUGAAGGAACUGGAUCUGUCAGAAAAUUACUUAACCAGCUUCCCAAGGCUCCAAGGCAGGCUGCGGACCCUAGAUCUCCGGCGGAACUGGCUCACCGCGCUGCCUGCGCGGGCUGAGUGGGAGCAGUUUGCGGAGAGCCUGAGCGCUGUCUACCUCAGCCAGAACCCCUACGACUGCUGCGGACUGGACGGCCCGGCAGCCCUGGAGCGUCUGCACACCGUAGCCGACUGGGCCAUGGUCACCUGCAACCUCUCCUCCAAGGUCAUCCGAGUGGUGGAGCUGCCCGCAGGUGGGCCGCAGGGAUGCAAGUGGGAGCGGGUGGACAUGGGCCUGCUCUACCUCGUGCUUAUCCUCCCAAGCUGCCUCACCCUGCUGGUGGCCUGCACUGUCAUUGUCCUCACCUUCAAGAAGCCUCUGCUGCAAGUCAUAAAGAGCCGAUGCCACUUUUCCACCAUAUACUGACUGUGGCCACAUGCCAAGAGUAGUUAGAAAUUUGCUUCUUGAGGUAGGCGUGAUUGCACAUGCCUGUAAUCCCAGUACUCAGGAGCCUGAGGCAGUAAGAUUGCAGAGGGAGGCCAGCCUGGGCUACAUAUGAGUUUAAGGCCAGCCUGAAAGGCAUAGCAAGACCCUGUCACAAACAAGUAAACAAAAAGUUGCUCUUGGCGUAGAAGGAGACUUUCUUUGCUAGAUUUUAAAGUCUGUUGCAGAAACUGAAUCUCUUGAGUUGAGGAUUAAAUUAAAAUAUUAAAAUGUUUCCA